AUGGCUACUAUGCCAGUAAAUCCUAAACCAUACCUUAAUGGUCUUAUGGGAAAAACUAUUAUUGCUAAACUUAAAUGGGGUCAUGAGUACAAAGGAUUUUUGGUGUCUACCGACAAUUAUAUGAACAUACAAUUGGCUAGUGCUACAGAAUUCGUUGAGGGUAAUGAACCAACUUUAUUGGGAGAAAUCAUGAUUAGGUAAGUUAAUAAAAUACUCAAAUUACCUACUAUUAGUUUUAUUUUUUAUUCCUUCUGGAUAUUUCGGAUUUGUGACUUUAGUCUUCAAACUUUGUCAUAUGUGUAUCAUUUACAUACACAUUUACUGAUUAUGUCCUUAUAUAUCUGUCAAUAUUAUGUAAAAUUUCUCUCAUUUUACAUUGUAUUGGCUUAAGUUUUUUAUUAUAUUUAACAAUUAUUAAUAUAAAAUUGUGAUUAUUUUUUUAUUUCAUAAUAAAAAGAAAUAUAAUAUUAUUUUCUAUUUUAUUUAGUUAAUUCCGGACAGUAUUCAUAAUUUAAGUACAUUUUUUAAAAAUGUCUUAUUCUAGGUGUAAUAAUGUCCUUUACAUCAGAUCAGUUGAUGAUGAAAAUGAAGUUGAUGAUUCAGAGAUGAAAGAUUAA
Molecule: messenger RNA, 617 nt
Organism: Cinara cedri
Lineage: Eukaryota; Metazoa; Arthropoda; Insecta; Hemiptera; Aphididae
Source: the annotation of a GenBank genome assembly